GGUGCGCUGAUUAGUACGAUGUGUUCUGCACCCGUGUACCAUCCCAUGUUGGAGGCAAGGUAAGCUGUGGAGGAGAGGCCCGGGGCGAGAUGAGGAGACUAGCGUACUUCGGCUUCGACAUCCGUGGGGUACUUCACAUUUAGGGACCCCACUGUGCAAUGCGACUCGGAUCAAGAAUAAAGCCUCAGACAAAUAAAUAGUCGAAGAAGUACGUGGUAGGCCCUGACUCGGAGAAGCAGAUACUCACAAUAUUCCUUUUCCUAUACACUGUUCCUGCUUGAACCUCACAAUUUGCAACUUACCAUGGCUUCUUCAAUCGCCCCCAACAACCUCCUCAGUAAUGCAGCGCAAUCGAGGAUAUGCACCGCAUUUGGUAUCAAGAUAACGCCGGAUACAUCGAUAGUACACAUUGCCAAAGCAGCUGGCUAUGACUCGUUGUUCAUCGACCUGGAGCAUACAGCCAUGACAAUCAAAGAUGCCAAUCAACUAUGCAUCACAGCAAACUCAGCUGGGAUCACGCCCUUCGUUCGCGUGCCACACCAGUGCGGUAACGGGUUCGUACAACGGGUCUUGGAUGUUGGAGCCAUGGGUAUCAUUGUUCCACAUAUUCACACAGUCGAUGAUGCUCUCCGCGCGAUAAACAUCUCUAAAUAUCCUCCCAUGGGCAAACGAUCAAUCAGCGCCGGCUUCCCUCACUUCGAAUUCGCCCCCGUACCUACCACCACCAUGACUGCGCAGAUGAACGCAACCGGCUCUACUGUCUUCAUUAUGAUAGAGACGGCGGACGCUCUUGCAGCUGUCGACGAUAUCGCCGCGCUAGCAGGCGCCGAUGUACUCCUCGUCGGCUCCAACGACCUAGCUUCAGAAAUCGGAACUCUGGGCGAUUGGGACGCACCAUGCUUCCUAGCCGCGCUGGAAAAGGUGGGUGCAGCUGCGAGAAAACACGGCAAGAUUAUGGGUAUUGCGGGAUUGUACCAUAGGCCAGAUAUAUUGGAGCGCGUGAUCAAUGAGUUCGGCGCAAAGUGGGUAGUGGGUGCUCAGGAUGUUGGGUUGUUGUUGCAAGGCGGAACGGCAAACUCUGCUUUAUUAAGAAGUUUACAAAAGUAAAGCAAAAAUGGUUUCUUCCUUCAUCUUUUUU
Messenger RNA from Alternaria alternata, 1138 nucleotides. RefSeq names its product 2,4-dihydroxyhept-2-ene-1,7-dioic acid aldolase-like protein. The record is from RefSeq and is a predicted model, not a curated record. Gene Ontology annotation, molecular function: aldehyde-lyase activity. The coding region runs from base 304 to 1107 and encodes 267 amino acids. The transcript has 2 exons. NCBI's taxonomy places the organism in Eukaryota, Fungi, Ascomycota, Dothideomycetes, Pleosporales, Pleosporaceae. Gene Ontology annotation, cellular component: cytoplasm.